Molecule: messenger RNA, 1622 nt
Organism: Suillus fuscotomentosus
Lineage: Eukaryota; Fungi; Basidiomycota; Agaricomycetes; Boletales; Suillaceae
Exons: 10
Coding region: 143-1339 (398 amino acids)
Source: RefSeq, a predicted model, not a curated record
GCUGUACCACACUGGGCGGAUUCCCCGGGUCGCUGGCGGGCUGUGGCACGCUGUGGCGUCAUUACAACACUGCUCCGAAACCUGCAUUACAUUUCCACCACCCAUCCACUUGCUCAGCGCUCAAGCUCAGGCUUUUGCUACCAUGUCUUCUAGAGAGCCUAUGUGGUAUUGUCACGAAUGUCAUGCUGAGAUGAGACCACUCAUGCAACCGGAUCCAAUUUGUGCAUCAUGUCAGGGCACGUUCGUCGAGAAGAUAGAGGAUCCGAGCGAUGAUCCUCGGGCAUACCAGCAACACACUCCGAGAGGAGGCUUCGAUGACGAAAUUCCUCCGAAUUUAGGUGGCUUGCUAGCUGCAUUGACGGGAAAUCCUCGACCUCGCUCACCUACCUUCCCUCGUAGCCCCGAGGUAGUACCACCGGCUGGUAUUCGUUUUGAGCUUCAUAGUACUGGACCUAGUCAGGGUGCCACAAGGACCGUGUUUCUUGGUCCCAACGCCCUUAAUCGUCCGCGCUCUCCGGAGCAGCGCGAUGGUGAAAUUCCCAACAUGUCCGAGUUCCUGCGUCGUGAUAAUCAAAAUGGUCAACGACCCGGAGACAUCACUGGCCCAAUGAUGGCACAAUAUUUAUUGGCUUUACUGGGACAGGGACCCACCGGUAGAGGCGCAGACCCUUUUGCUGAAAUGUUCUCCCUUGGUCCUGAAGGAGGACCGGGUGGACGCUGGGGUGACUAUGUUUUCAAUCAAGAGGCAUUGGACCAAGUAAUAACGCAGAUAAUGGAAAACUCCGCAUCACGGCCUAUUCCAGCAACAGACGACAUCAUUAACAAUCUCCCACGAGAAGUUCUUAUGGAACGAUCUCCACUACUGGAUAAAGAUUGCGCCGUAUGUAAAGAACAGUUCCAACUGGGAACCGAAGACCCGGAAGAGCAAGUUAUUGUAACUCUUCCAUGCAAGCACCCAUUUCACCAGCCUUGUAUAUUGCCAUGGUUAAAAUCUAGCGGAACGUGUCCUGUUUGCCGGUAUGCUCUUAUAGAACAAGCACAACGGCCGCGCUCACCAGGUAGCCCCCCGGGACCAGGAAACGGACCCAGUAGCCGCCCAACAAGCCCACCAGCUCCACUGCGUCCACGAUCACCUGGGAACUCAGGCCGCAGUGGUGGAGGAUUGUUCCAUUCAUUUUUUGGAAGCAUGGGUGGCUCGAGAGCGGGUGGUAGUUCGGGUAGGAAUUCAGGUUCAAGAGGAAAUUCAGGUUCAAGAGGAGCACGUCGCGCGGGCAUGUCCAACGAGUCUCAGGGCAGUACGCCGCCUUUCCCCGGGCGCUGGGACGAAGAGACAGACUAAUCGAGCGUUGACUUCGUUUCUUAGACCACCUGCGGAGCAACUUGCGGGCGGUCUGUUGUAGAUAUGCAUAUCUUUUCUGAUGCGUUCUGAGUCUUCUGACCUCACUUUCCUUCUUGCAAGCUGUAAAGAUACAUAAUGUUAUAUGAACUUUCCGAGGUGCGGAGUCCUUGAAUGUUCCCCUCGCGCCGCGGCCAGUAACGUCGGCAACUCAAAUGAUUUUGUGGGGAAACCCUUGACAAGUUCUUUCACUCUACUAUGGACAGAAAUAAGAUACAAGCUCCCC